Messenger RNA from Pyrgilauda ruficollis (rufous-necked snowfinch), 1726 nucleotides. Its product is annotated as multiple epidermal growth factor-like domains protein 9. Bases 260 to 1594 code for a protein of 444 amino acids. The transcript has 9 exons. The record is from RefSeq and is a predicted model, not a curated record. Lineage: Eukaryota; Metazoa; Chordata; Aves; Passeriformes; Passeridae.
CUGGGAGGGCAGAUCUGCUCCUCUGCAUGCCUGCUGGGUGCUCUGCUCUGAGGAGGCCGCAUCGUCUCAGACCUGUUGCAGUCUCCAAAUAUAAAGCGAAUAUAAACCCCCCUUUGUUGGGGUGAGGUUGACUUGACUGAGCCACAUGAUCAGUCAGGUGACAAAAUUGGGCACCAAAGCGGAGGAGAAUGAGCAGCUGGGUGAGGGCAUUAGCUGCUGAUCUUGCCUCUUGACAGGCUGUGUUACUCCUCAGGGAAAAAUGAGUGCCUGGCUGUGUCCUCUGCUGUGGACUUUAACCAUGGUGUGCUUAACAGGUAUUGCUUUAGGCCAGACAGCCAGCACUGAGUUCUCCAUCACAUCAACCCCAGCACCUCCCAGUGCAACCAGCACUGAGGUUCCCAUUGCAUCCACCACAGCACUUCCCAGUGCAGCCCCUGCUACGGCCUCUGCUCCCCCAGCUGCUCCUGCAACGCUCUCAGCUGCACUGACACCAACCACUGCAAGCCCUGCUGCACCCACAGCAGCUCCAUCUGCUGAUCCAAGCACAACAACCCCUGCCCAGACUCUGCCCUCCAGCACGGGGACUGUCCCCACCUCUGGCAGCCGGGCCACAUCUCCAGCAUCUUCAGCACUGACAGCCACACCCAGCAGUGCCCCAGCGUCCCCUCCAGGGGUGACCACAUCCCCUGGGCUCCCGUCGUCAGCUCUGCCCCCCAGCACCCCCCAGCCCUCCAACUGCAGCAGAGUGAAUGUGACAGCCUGUGUCCCCUGCCCCCCAGGGACUGUCCCUACCCAAGGCACCUUGAGCUGCUCGUGCUGCGCGGGGGGCGCGUGCAUCGGCCCCGGUGCCUGCAGCCCCUGCCCUCCAGGCCACUACCAGCCCCAAGGUGGGCAACCAUCCUGCCUGCCCUGCCCACAGGGCUCCUACACCAGCUUCCCAAGGAGCACUGUGUGUCUUUCCUGCCCACCAGGACAUUUUGCUAAUGAGUCUGGGGCUGCAGCCUGCAGAGCCUGUGAGCGAGGAUAUUUUAGCUCCAAGCAAAAUGCAGCUUUUUGUCUGCCUUGCCAGCCAGGAUCAUUUUGCAACACCACCAGCUGCUCGGCCUGUCUGUCCUGCCCCGGGGGACAGGAGGCUCCUCGGGAGGCGUCGGAGGGGUGCGAGUCCUGCCUGCCAGGUACAUUCAAAGGUCCCAGUGACAACAGAUGCAAGGCCUGCAGCACAGGAGAGUACCAACUACAGCGGGGCAAGGAGAGCUGUGACCUGUGCCCAGAAAACCACUACUGCCCCAGCCCAGAUGUGAACCCAGUGAAGUGCCCUCCUGAUGCCUUCUGCCCCCGGGGCAGCGUGGAGCCCACCUACUGCAUGGAGCUCUUCCUGUACAAGGCAGGGGACUCCUGCCAGCUGACCCCUGCCACGGUCAUUGUCCUGGCCACCUUCUCAGCAGGUGGGAUCCUUGUUGUCUUUCUAAUAAUCCUGAGAAGGCGGCAGGAGCACGGCAAGAACUCCCUGAAGUGGCUGUUGCUGCCCCGGGGCUCAGGGCCCGCCUCCUACGGGGGCACGGAGCACACGGAGCCCGUCUAUGCUGGCUGGUAGCCCUGGCCAUGGCCAGCAGCCUCUCCUUCCCCUGGGGCAACGCAGAUGUGGCUCUGGGCAAGGUGUUUAACCAUCAGCAACCUACUUCUGUAUAGCUGAAAUCAGUGCUGGGGAAUAAAAGUCAGUUUUUGA